This is a messenger RNA of Bombus huntii, 10656 nucleotides long. RefSeq lists its product as uncharacterized. NCBI's taxonomy places the organism in Eukaryota, Metazoa, Arthropoda, Insecta, Hymenoptera, Apidae. The record is from RefSeq and is a predicted model, not a curated record. The coding region runs from base 3132 to 4568 and encodes 478 amino acids. The transcript has 6 exons.
GGUUUCUUCGAUCUUCGGAACACCGGUGCCACCUUCGCAGAAGAUAUCAUAAACCAACUAUUUCCAUUAAGCUGCAACCGAUUGAUUCGACGUUCUCUUCUUUCGAUUUGCUCGUUUGAAAAUGUAUGUGCACACACACACACACACACACACAUAUCGCAUUUGUAUGUAUGAAUACUCUCGGUCUUUUGGGAAAUUUGUUGCGAGUAGCACAGUGUUCUAAACAGAAAUCGAACAGUUCAACGAGAUUGCGCAAAGCGGUAGCGAGUAAAACACAGAUGACAGGUAUUCAGCGGCGAAACUACUCGGUUAAAAGUGGAGUUGUAGCGAUCUGGUGCAAAGUUAGUAACACGCAGCUAGAAUCACGCGUAAUUAGAUUCGCUUACAGAUAACUUUUACCGUAACCGUAUCUACAGAUUUCAAUAACCUUCUCUCUCUUCCGGAAAUCUUACUUGUCAUAAUUUUUCAGUACUUUUCGUUUAACGACUGUUUUAUGUAUUCGGUGUCCGGCGAACAAGCAGCUUUCUAUGUUUCUUUGUGUAUUUCGCGCGUCUUGAAGUUCGAGCGCGAAAACUCGAUCGUUUUGUAUGAAUCCUGAAACACGAGUAUUGUUUUUCUUUCGUGUGAUAUUCGUCGCAUCGAACCAGACUAACGGUACAGGUGGAAUCUCCUACAUUGACUAUCGAUAUAAUUGAAUCAUAUCAAAUACGAGGCGAAUGUGGGGGGAAAGAAAAGACAGAAAAAGAGUAUGUAAGAGAUCGACGAGAUAGCGUAGCCAUGUCCCAUACGAGACUGCAAGUUAUCUCUCGUUCACGAGUUGCGGAUAUAUCGGUCAAAACGGAAAUCACAUCUAUGCGUUUCAUGCUUCAGCACCUUCUGUGACUUUUUAUUUCGGCUCCACGUACUAACAAACGGCGCUACUUCGUUUAUCGCGUUUACCAUCCAUCAAAACGUAUAUUAUAUAACGUAAAUGAAUAAAAUAAAAAUUGACAAAUGUUUUAUUAUUAUUUCAAAAGAAGAAACGAGCAAAAUGUAGCGUGGAAAGAGACAAAUAAGGUUACUUUGCUAAGUUGUAAUUAAAGAGAAGCACGAAGAAUACGUUCGAAGGAAAUGUACAUUGAUCAUCAGGCAAUUUGUUCGUUUGUAUUAAUAUUAAUAUCGUUGUUGGUGUGUCUGUUUGAUCGCGUCUUUACCUUGACAAAUAUAAAUGAAAAUAUCUUUGACCGUAUUUCCUACGUCAAUGUCGAUCGCAUGAUUUAUACGACUCGGUUAGCCAAAACAACGUAAAUUAGCAAAAAUAAAUAUCCUCUGGCUACGUAGGCAGCGAUUCGACUCGACUCGCGAGACGAGCUUCGCUUUGUUCUCGCAAGGGUGUUCGGAGAAGAACAGCCUCGCUCGUAACAUGUAUUUGUAACAUAACGUUGUUCAAGCGGAACAGCCAGUGUACAGGCGUGUUUGCGUUUCGUUAUGAAAAGCAUCGUGAGAAAGCGACGGCGCUGUUCGUGCAGCAGCAAAGGUUGUAAAAUGCGUUUGCGUUGUUCCAACUGUAACCAGCACAUUCGUUGAUUAAUUACGUAUUUUCUCUUCGCGGUACUUGACUGGAGUUUGCAUAAUCUUGCGGCUGGCAGCUGGUAAUCUCGAGAGCGAAUCGGUCCUCGCUUCUAUCGAGUUUAGGGAUUUUACUCGACAGUCGCGUGUGGUUUCACGAUCGAGAUUUCGUGCCACGCCGAAACCAUAGAAGAGAGAAUUUUCCUCAGAUCCAAAGACCAUAGUUAUCGACUGCAUCCACGGAUACGGAUACGAGAUCUCGUUCCCUGUCAUAAGUAAAUAUUUGAAAGAAAGGCCUGCUACCUACUAUCACUGACCACUCGUCGCGAGCGUUUCUCUCCACGCGUAAAAGUGAAAUGCUCCCGUGCGCGAACACGCGCCGUCUCGAGGAGAAGUCGGUUGGUUCGUUGACUUGGAAAUUCGUACAAUUAGUGGCGAUAGCGAACGCGCGCUUGCAAUUUGUUUCCUUCUCGGGUCGACGAGGCGCUUAAUUUCCCAUCGACGAAAACUUGUCGAGGUCUUAAUCCGCGAACUGAAAUAUUUGCUUAGUUUCGUGUAAACAAAGCGAAUCUUGUUCUCCAUCUCGACACGGAUGGUUUGCGUAAAUUGCGCAAACUCGGCUGGCGCGGGUUGCCGCUCGUAAAUAUUGCGCAAGUAUAGCCGACGGCUAAUCGCGAAACAAGCGCGACAAAAUUUAAACGAUAGAAAGUUAAAUGGUUUACACGUGCAUUACGAAUGUAUAUACCGAAUAAGAAUCUGUACACGUAUGUAUCCAUAUGUAUCUGUAGAUACGUCCGCGGUUUGUACACGUAGGAGAAGAAGCGCAACCAGUGCCACGCGCGAUAUUUUAUUUCUUCUUCCUUCAGACCGACCAUCCUGCACGAUAUUUCUAACGCGAUAAAAAUUAAUUAGAAGCUGUAUCAUAAUAAUAAUAAUAAUAUAAUAAAAUAAUACAAGUAAGUUGAGACAAUAGGAGACUUGCAAUCGCAACGAAGGUCAUCGCAUCGCGUGGAAAAUGUAACGCGUCCAAUCGCCGUCAGUUCGCUAUCAAAAAUUUAUUCGAAGUCUAACGUCGCGUGAGUACGUCCGUUCCAUCGAUGGAAGAAUUUCGCGUGAUUUUCGCUACGAUCGAUGUUACAUUAAAAGGGCGCGGUUGCGUGGAAUUUGAAAUUAAUUAAAAUGAAUUGCGGCGAAAUAAAGGUGAAAGAAGGUGGAAUGGAGAAGAGGACAGCGCAGAGUAGGAACCGAGAGUGCGAUGUUUCUCGCGGCGAGCAAGCGGAGAAAACAACGUGCAAAACUACUAAGGACUGUACGCACCGCGAAAAGAACGACGAAUCGCGGCGAUCUGUUUUGUCGAAACAAAAGCGAUCGCACUUCUGCCAAGAUAGUCUGCGUUUCUCUAAACGCUUUCUUACGAUCGUACGCGUUCUUGCGAUCCUACGUUCUUACGUCUUUAAGCGUUCGUUCUCGAUUGCUCGAGCAACAGCGAUCCAAUCGGCGAGCCCCCCGCGCCCCGGCCAACGAUACAUCGCGAUCGAUCGACGCCGCACCGUAUCGGUUUCUCAUACAGUUGCUAGCCGAGAAUGCCGCGCAAUUUGUCGGAAGCCGACAGAAAGAAGAAUCAAUUCGACAAGGAAGAACGAGUUCAUCUAUUGGCUAUAAUGAAGCAGUACGCGCCUCUGUUGGACAAGAGCGCUUCUACCUUGGCCCGUAAAAAGAUUUGGACGACCAUCGAGGACGAGUUUAAGAAGGCCGGUUUUACUCGCAAAACGUCCGCUCAAUUGAAGAAAUAUUGGCAAAACUACAAGUAUCACUGCAAGAAGGCUAUGGCGUUUGGCAAGGAAAAUAAGAAGUGCAUAGAAUCGGAGACGAGCGAGUGCCUCGAGUGGAAUAGAUACCAAGUUUUCGUAGAGAAUCGGUCGCCGGCUAAGUUUUCGCAAAUUCCUGACGUUGUUCGAUCGCUGGCCGAUCAUUUGCAGAGGUCGCCGACGAAAUCAGGUGGCCGGUUUCGUGACAAAUACGAAGACAACGCAGCCACCGCUCACCAUUCCAACAACCUGGAUGCUUUCAUUGAUCUGUCGCGAGUCAAAGUGGAGCGGAACGACGACCAAGCGUCUGACGAUUCCAAGGCGGAAGGCACGAACGCAUUGGAGAAUGUAAGCCUUAAAGAGGACAUCAAUUUGGAGGAGAGAAAGGAGAUCCUUGCGAACGAGGAUCGUCUGGUGGUAUCGACAUCGUCGUCGUUGUCGUCAUCGUCGUCGUCGUCAUCGUCGUCGUUGUUAUCGAGUAACGCGACAGAAUGCAAAACUAUGAAUCGGAUCGUUGUGUCCAACGCGCGUAUUUCCAACAACAGCGUCACCGUGUCGGUGAUUUAUCCCGAGAACGACAACUCGUACUUUCCCACAAACGCGAUCGACGGGACGGUGCAGACGUCUUUGUCUUCCAGGCGGACAGCGGACGCUGUGUGGAACGAACAGCAGGCGCAGCAAGGCGACUGGUUGAAUUCGAGAAAAACGCGCGCCACGAACGAUGGUGCACGCGCGAUGCCAUUCGGUUACCAUCACAGUUUAGCGGAAAGUAAAAACGACCGAACGCGUUCGAAGGAAACGAAUGCAAACAGCGAGGUAUACGGUUCGUUGGAAUGCAACGCGAACGACGAUUCAUCGCGCGAUAAGAAAAUGGAAAAAUCGUCGAAGGAGGAUGGCGACCUGAUCGCGACGGAGAGCGACGAGAACGAGGUCGGUGGUGUCCGCGCGAGAAACUCGACAACUCGAAGGGACCAGAGCUUCGGAAAGGGCUACGUUUUUCUCACGGAUUAUCGUAGUCGAUUGAAGCACCGGUUGCUUCUGCAACAGCUCGAAGCGGAGGAGAAACGGUUGAAGAUCAAAAUCGCGGAAAUGGCCAUUCAAGAGGUGCAGCUGAGGAUAAAAGCAUUGAGCGAGGAUAUGCGACGCACGGAGGAGUUGCAUCGGUUGCGUCUAGCGCGCACUGCAGCUGGAAAUCGGCAAACGUUCGAGUAGCCAAACCGUUGCUGAAAAGACAAGAAAAGGUGGAGGGCAAGGUGGUGCGUUCACGUGUGCUUCAAAUUAUUUUUAUUAAUCACCAUCAUUAUCGUGUGUUACGAUGUCGUGGUUAUUUAGAAAAAACGCCUGGGACCAUACAAAAUAACAAUGCGCUUAGAUUUUCGUGGUAACCGAGCAACCUAGCUAUGUAUAUCGAGGUCACGAUGUUCGUCUCGGUUGCUUCCGUCGUCCAUUCGUCGUACGACCGUCCGUAUCGUCGACGAACCAGCCGUGGAUCCUCGAUCAACCACGGAACACGGAUAACGUGUUAUCGCGUAACAACAACGUUUCUUCCGAUCCGAUCGUAACUGUCUGCCCCCUUUUCUGUCUUUCUCUACUCACCGCAGUCGCGAUUAUCGCAAACCCGCCGUCGCGUUUAUUUACAAUUUACAAGCAUGUCCGUUCGUUCCCUGCCACCUCGCAACUAACGAUUUUCCUCGUAUUUAGUGAUUGUUAAUAAUUAUCACAGAAAGUUCGUAAAACAAUGACCUUGACGUAUGUCGGCGUGUACGCGUGUCUGCUGUGUGUUUCGUGUUCUCGUGUGAAUGUCACGUGUGUCCGUGUAGUAUGUACCCAUCGAGAAUCGUUUCUUUUUCGCUUUCUUCCUUUCCGCCGCGUAUUUUCUUCUCUUUCUCCGUUUUCUUUCUUCCUAUUUCUGUCUUCCUUUCUUUCUUUCUUUCGUUCGCGUUUGCUCGCCGAACGGGAGAGUACCGUACGCGUUCUAGACGGAGAAGUUUGUCACGUUGCUGAGUAAGUAGAGUAGAGUAACAGUAGAUUAGCGUUUAGUAUAUAACUAGCGAUAAUAGCGAUACGAGUAUAGUGGCACGCAUUAGAAUAGCCCUUUUAACUUUGCAGCAUUUCAAAAUAUCGAGUAACGCUAUAGUAGAAUAAUUCUUUUUAAUCGUACGCGUGAAGAAAUUCAUUUUCUUUUCAUUCGAGUCAUCGAACGAGCGAGAGCGAACGAGCGAGCGAGAGAAAAAGAGAGAGAGAGAGAGUGAGUGAGAGAGGAGGGGAGCGGAACCGAUCGAUAGUUUAACUCUCUCGUAUUUUAUCUUAUUUUUGCGAAUCAUCGAACGUUGGAAAAGUGAUUUUCCUUCGGUUCGAUACAACUCGUCGGAAAAACUUGUCGUUUCCCAAACCAAGGGCAGAACGUUGUAAACCUUAUAAAGCCGUUUUGAUUGUCGCGAUAAAGUUGCCCGUCGAAUGGAAUUCGAACUCGAUAUCCUAACAGCUGGUCCGCGUCAUACGACACGAACGAACACGACCGUGUUUCCAUCGCGUUCAUCACAAUUUUCAAUAUCCACGUGAAAUGUUCUGUUCAAGAAGCCGGAGAACUCUCCUCUUCUCUUCUCUCUCUCUCUCUCUCUCUCUUUCUCUUUUUCUCCCUGCGGAUUUACUAAUUCGUAAAAUAUUUAUAAAAACGAGCUUUCGCGACGAUAAACGCGCGAAAAGUAGUAGUAGUAGUAGUAGAUAUAUCUUGCGGAGGAAUGCAAAACUUCGAAGAAGAUAUUUCAACGCGCGUUACCACGUAUUUUUACUUCCUCUUUUCCACUCGCUUCCUUGUGCUUCUUCCUUUCCUCUCUCUCUCUCUCUCUCCCCUUCCUCUUUUUUCUCGAGUUUCGUCGUAUCACUCGUUUCGUACCACUGGCAAGUUAAAAGGAGGAGACUGUAGCUCGACGAAGCUUUACUACACGAACUUUACACGGAAAGCAUCUACAAGUCUCAGCUAAGCAAAAAUCCUUUUCCUACAACGUCUUUUGGAAAUGUAAAAAUUACUCAAUCGAGCCAAUUGCCAGUCCAUGAUUCGCCGGUACACGAACAAGUCGCCGUCUUGUCGAGCCACUUCUCCGAUGCACGCGCUGUUACAGCCGCGGCUUCGACAAUCCAUUUCGAGUAACCGGCAAACAUCCAAAACGAAUUUGCCGAUUCUUAUCCUUCGCACGGUUGCUUGUACGUCGGCUAUCAACGUCGCUGGAUUUUCACGUUCUACGACUGUGUAGCAUGUCGGUGGAACGCUUGAUCGGAAAAGCUUCGGAAAAGCUUCGGAAAAGCGAAACGAAACGAACUCGAGAAUAUCUCGGAGAAUAAGAAAUUGUCGCUGAACGAAGUGCACGAGUAAUGCGAAGAACAAAGCGUCGGUUAAAUCGCGACAGGAUUUUCGAGUAUACGCGUCGUCGAUUUCUGUCCGAUCCGAUCGAACAGGUUAACAAUCUGCGAUAAGAAAGAUGGUUAACGUUCGGUCGACGCGAGCAACGGGGAUAUCCGGAUCAAUCAUACGGAUGAAAGAAAGCAAACGUUUCGCAAUCAUCGAAUUGAUAUAGUUGAGCCGACGACACAGCACGAGUUAACUUGCCAACGAUCGAUCGGCGUAUACGUACGAUAUGAUAGCACAGAGCCGGUGGUUCUCCUGUUCGGUCCACCUCGGUGUACCUCGAUUCAAUAAAUCUGCUUGCGAAGAUUUAUCGCUCCUUAUAAGCUUCUGCUUGGUUUAAAGUCGAUGGAAUAACGCGAGGAUCGCCGAAGUAGCGUUGAAACUCGAAAACAUCGGCGUUGACUCGCGGCCGAUCUGCUGGUACAGCGAGUGCUGCUGCGAAUUCGCUGGCUUUUUACAUUUAUUCGUCGGUUAAAAAAUGUCUUGUCGACAGCGCUAACAUAGUUCUUCGAUUAUUGCUACUGUUUGACAAGGUUCGACGAGUUCGUUCAACAACCUCCGUUCGUUUUCUCGCGUCCGUCCACGUGUUUCCUCCGAUCGUUCGUCCAACGAUCGAACCUUUGGAACCUUCGAUCGGAGAAACUCGGCGAUCAGCUGAGAUUCGCGCUGUCAUCGAUCGUACAGUUUCGAUUAAAAAGAAAAGGUGGUGGACGAGUUGCCGAACGUAGCACGCAUACAGGUACAUCGCCUUGUAGUCGCAUGCGACUCCAUGCGAAUCCACAUUCUACAAUCUACCGGUUUUCGUUAUAAAUGUAAACCGUUGUUCUUGUGCAUUGCACGUGGAACCGGUACGAUGCAUUGCGUGUAAUUUCCAAGGAACAAGAGUAAACGCUAAUUCUAUCUAAAAUCGUUUAAACUUUCUUUCUCGCUACGGAUCGUAAAGUAGAUGAGAAGGUUACCUUCUAACAAGAACAACUUUGGUAAUACGAACGACAAACGGGACGGUUCUUCCCACUUUGAUUUAGCUGUUUUAACGUUCUCGUAGCCUGGAACUUGCUCCGUGACAACUAGAAAAAAACCUGUCAAAUGUCACGGCUAUUGAACUUUUGGCAAAUACCAGCUACGUACGUUGUAUACGUUGCAUCACGCGACAGACGUUCGCAAAGUGUCUCCCAUCUCGCCCCUCUUCCCAUCGAAAGACGCAGCUGGUAGGUUUGCAAGGGAAGGAGGCGAUCUACGGAAGAAUUUCGAAUUUUUGGCGCAAGCGAGAAGAAGCAGGAAGAGGAUCCAUCGCAAACCCGCGUUUCCGCGCUGUCGCCGCUAUCCUCCUGCUAUUCGUUCGCCUCCAGGUUUUAUAUCGCUCGUCUCCAACUGUGCAAAUUGGAAAGGUUUUUAAGCCAAGUAGCGUACGUAACAACGGGAGAAAAGAGCAUCGAAUCGGAGAAUGUGUCGACGCACAAUUUGGCAGAGACUUCUCAUUGACCCUCGAACGAAGGCGGCGUCGAAAAUUGAGCGCAGAUCGUGCGUGUUUAUCCACGCGAGAGUUUCCUUGCGAAAUAUUUGUUACACUUGAACGACCUGUGCUUCCCAUAGAAAUACAGGGUGGUUGGUAUCUGGUGGUACAAGCGGAAAGGGGGUGAUUCUACGUGAAAAAAGAAGUCGAAAAUAUAGAAUAAAAAUUUGUCGUUUGAGGCUUCGUUUUCGAGAAAAUCGACUUUGAAUUUGCGCUCGGUACGCGUGCACUUUAUCGCGUCUCGUUAUAACGGAUCUCACUGUAGAUCGUUGUCUCGAUGGAAAAAUUUAAAAAAAAAAAAGAAAUUUUUAUUCUAUAUUUCCGACUUCUUUUUUCGCGUAGAAUUACCCUCUUUCCGCUUGUACCACCAGUUACUAACCACCCUGUAUAACACGAUCGACGUAGGUAGAAAAGAACGAGCCGUGCGUCAUGGAUAUCGCGCGCCAACGUCUUUUAAAACGUAUGCGACGCGCGUCGCACGCACGUUCGGUUAACACUUUUCCAACCGCUAGCGAUUCAACAGCAUACGCACGUCCGACCGGCAGUUCAGGGGCAAAUUCUCCCUGGCGCCGGCUCUGUUUCGGUUUAGACUUUCCAAUAUCAUUCUUUUCGUUCAUCGCGAACGGUAAGUUUUUCAAAUUGGUAUAAAACUGUGGGAGCUUACAAAGCAACGCAACUGACGCAACUGAGCAAGCUACUUUAGUACUAAAUAACAAAUUACUGCUCAAAUAAUGAGAAAGAUUGUCGACAACGAAAAGUCGAUUAAUAGGCUAUUGAUCGGUAAGCGUCGGAGACAAAAAGCCGAUUAAUAGGCUGUCGAUCGGUAAGCGUCGACGAUGAGAAGCCGAUUAAUCGGCUAUCGGUCGGUAAAGUGUUAAUCUGUUAACGUCGAAAUCUAUCGCACGACCAAACUACGGUCUGCAGCGAAGUACCAAAUUACCAAACAUAAUACAACGAUGUAAUUACAAUAAUAAUGUAACAAUAAUGUAACAUAACAGCCAAUAGGAAAAAGAAGGAAAUAGGGCAAGUUAAUCCGACCAAAGUAGAUCAAUGGAAUCGUGGAACGAGAAAAACACGCGUAACUUAAGUAGACGAGCGAAUUAGGCGUGAGAGGAACUGGCUUGGAUUUAUUUUCGGAGUUGUUUGUCUCUGAACUUCCUCGACGACCUUAAUCCUGGGGGCGCGUACAAAGGCGUGGUCGUUUAGUCGGUCGUAUAAUUUUUGCUGCUGCUAUAUGUGUACGUAUAUGUAGAUAUGUGUGUGGGUAUAAGCGCCGGGAUGGCGACGAUAGCGUCGAUAUAAUUUAUGUAACAGCACGAAACGAAGGAUGUAAGACCGUGGCGUCGCGACGCCACUCGUCGGAUGUUAGGCAUAGUGGAACGAGUAUUUUCAUUCUCGGGAAAGUUUUGCGUGUUUUGCGUUCACGUUUAUCACCGACGCACCGAUCUGUAACCCGUGAACGAUCGAUCGCACAACGUUUAGGAAAACGUAGGCAGAUCUGGCGAUUUGUACGCGCGUUUAUGCCGAAACGAUAGUCGUAAGACGUCUGGAAGAAAGUGAAACGAAAUACGUAACUUCGGGCGAAGCUUAUUAAAAUUCGUCGCUGCAGAGUUUCAAGAAACGAGAAAGGUCAGGGCUACCGGUUUAUGUAAAUUUGAGUUAAAAAUAAAUAUGAUUUAUCGACUGAAUUCGCAUACAGCGUUGUUGCGUAAGGUCGCUUGUUAACCCUUUGCACUCCGAAUUUUAUUUCAAUUUCGUUGCCAGCAGCUCCCACGCUUUUAAUUAUUUCAUUUGAAAUUUACUUUAACCAAAAAAUAAGACAAUUUAAAUAAAUAAAGGAAGAAAGAAAUUCACUUAAAUACCAGUUUAUUCACACUAUUGUUGUAUUUUGUAAUUUUUAAGUGUACGAUAUAUCUUGAAACAAUUUCCAGGAUCCAAUCCUGCUUUUCUUUCGCACGUUUCACAAAAAGAGGUGGGACUCGACAAAGGAGCUCCUGAAAUGAAAACUCAUGUCGAGGCACACUCGACAUAAGAGUGCAAAGGGUUAAUGGAAAAAUAAAGUAGGCAGCGGGUCGCGAACCAGCUAUCCGCGAUCAACGUCGUCAAUUUCAGUGAAACACAGCGGAGAAAAUUGAUUCCAACGAUCAUCGCUCAUCGUCGGUCGCGUCCAGUACGCUCGUCCAAGUCGAAACACGAAGGCGAACGUUUAACGUGGAAACGACGUUGAAACGGGUCAGGUGUUUAGGGAGGCUCCAGGGUAAAGAGUAACGAACCUCGACGACGAGGGUCGACGCGUGCUAACGAGCCGCGUGCUUCAGACUUCGUUUCACGCUUCGUCGUGUCGCGUGUGUUGCAUGCCAUUGCUUCGACUUUUUCAGAAA